AUGAUGAAAAAGUAGUAGUUGUAUAAAGAACAACACACACAUGACCGCCUUUGGUCAACUCACGCGCACGCGCCUCUUCUCUCAAUCUCCAAUCUCACCUUCGGAUCCAAGAACACCAAACCCUAAUUAAUUUCCCUUUCUUUCUUUUUUUUUUUAAUUUCCAUUUUAUUUUUCAUUUUCAAUUUUCAAAAAAAAUAAAAAUUAAUUCCAAUUUCCCUCUUUCGUCCCCAAUCUUCAUCGUCCCCCUGAAAACCCUAAUUCCGUACACAUCUCAAUCUCUAUUUUCCCCCCAAUUCGAUUUAAUUCCUCCAGAUCUGAUACAAUUCUUCCAUUUUAUAACAUUAUAUCGGUUCAAUUUUUUAUUUUGAAACCCAAUCUUCUGUUGUUUGAAUUUUGAAACCCUAGCUUCGUUGACCGGUUCGAUUGCUUCGAUUCAACGAUCAAGAUCGGAUCUUUUUUAGAUUAAAUUGUUUUUGAGGGUGUGAUUUGUGGAAAUUUGAUGCUAGGGUUCCGUGUUUUGGAAUUCCAGGGCUUGAAUUUUGUGAAUCUUGAAUUUUGAAACCCUAGCUUCGUUGACCGGAUUCGAUUGGUUCGAUUCUUCGGUCAAGAUCGGAUUUUUUUAAGGGUGAUUUGUUUCCGUGGGUGUGAUUUGUGGAAAUUUGAUGCUAGGGUUCCGUUUGUUGGAAUUCUAGGGGUGAAGGUUGUGAAUUAUUUGUUUUAGGGUUAGGGUUUCGUAUAUGUAUGUAUGGAUUCAGGGAUAUUAGAUGCGGAUAAAAUAAGCAAAGGGAAGAGUAAGUGGGGUGAAGGUAAUAAAGUUUACACCAGAAGGCCCAAAACAACCACCACCAACGCCGCCGUUGCCGCCAGCGUCGAUGGCGGCGGCAGCGGCAGCUCUUCCCCAACCCCUACCGCCAUCGUCACCGCUACCUCUCCACCUACCACCACAAAUAACGAUCAAACCCUAGCGGCUGAGCUCGUAAAUUCGGAAAAUAGACGAGCUUUAUCGCCGGUAGUAGAGGUAUCAGAUGAUCACUCGGUUGAAAAUCGAGAGUCUUGCGAAAACGGGGUGGUAAAACUAAAACCGGUUGUUACGGUGGUGGAUGGUCGGGUGAGGAUUAAUAUAAAAGCUGCGAAAACGAAGGAUGAGAUUAUGGAGCUUAGGGAGACGAUUAAAACGGAGCUUGAACGAGUGCGAAGUUUAGCUCAAAAGGUUGAAGAGAAAGAAGCUGAGUUAACUGCGUUUUCGACGGUUGUUGGUGUCACGAACAGUGAGACUUACAAUCAUUCGCAGUAUUUGGGCGAUGAUGUAGUUGAUAGGAGGGCUUUGGUUAGAGUUAAUUCGGAAAUGGGUACCGAGUUCAUGGACCGUAGAGCUUUGACGAGGAUAAAUUCGGAAGCUGGUUCGGUUACGAAUAGUGACGGAAGGCCGUUUAGACAGUUAAGUGUAUCGGUUAUGAAUAGUAACCAUGGAGUUGGUGAGUUUACGGAGAAAGAGAAGAGGACACCGAAGGCGAAUCAGUAUUAUCGGAAUUCCGAUUUUCUUCUCGGUAAAGAUAGAUUACCGCCCGAAACCAACAAGCGGCGUAAAUCCAACAGCGGAAGGAAACAUAGCAAGGAAUCAGAUUACGUGCGGAAUCAUACGUUCAGGAGUUGCAACAAUUUGCUGCAGAGGUUAAUGAAGCACAAAUUUGGUUGGGUGUUUAACGUACCGGUUAACGCUAAACAGUUAGGGCUUCAUGAUUACCAUGACAUUAUCAAACACCCAAUGGAUUUGGGCACGAUCAAGAGCCGUCUCGCGCAAAACUUCUACAAGUCUCCGAUGGAAUUUGCGGAUGACGUUAGACUCACGUUUCGUAACGCGAUGACGUAUAAUCCGAAAGGGCAAGAUGUGCAUGUUAUGGCAGAGCAGUUAUCAAAUAUUUUCGAAGAAAGAUGGGCUGUCAUUGAAUCGGAAUCGAAUCACGUUUUGAGAUAUGGAAUGAUUUACGACGCGAACACUCCGACUCCCACUUCAAGAAAGGUUCCUCAUUUCGCGCAUGCGCCUUCGAGAAUGCUGUACAGGUCGGAAUCGUUGAACUUGCCUGUGAUGACUAGUCAGCCGCAGCAGCCCUCGAAAUUUGUGCCAGCGGUUAUUAGGACACCUGCACCGAAGAAACCGAAAGCAAAGGACCCUAAUAAGAGGAACAUGACGUACGAAGAGAAGCAAAAGCUUAGUACAAAUCUUCAGAGUUUGCCGUCUGAAAAGCUUGAUAGUAUCGUCCAGAUUAUCAAAAAGAACACCUCGCUUUCUCAACAUGAUGAUGAGAUUGAGGUCGAUAUCGAUAGUGUUGAUAUCGAAACCCUUUGGGAACUCGAUAGGUUUGUCAUGAAUUAUCGAAAGAAUUUGAGCAAGCAUAAACGGAAAGCUGCGCUUGCUCAACAAGCAAGGGAAGAAGCCGGUGAUGUGAAUCGGGACGCGAACCCAUCAACAUCCCUUCCGGAGGCCCCCAAUGAAAAUAGAACAAAUGAACAGACCCCUCUUAAUCAAGGAGGGAGAGGAGAUAAUGCCAGUAGUUCAAGCAGUUCUAGCAGUGAUUCUGGAUCGUCUUCAAGCGAUUCGGAUAGUGAUAGUUCAUCUGAAGAUGGAUCAGAUGCGGGUCAUUCACCUAGAAACUGAACGACGUAGAUUAAGUUUGUUGCAGAUUAUCAAAAACUGACAAUCUCCUAACUAAGAAUGUUUCUGCUAUUGGUACGCAUAUGAUGCUUGUGUGCAUGGUUCAACGACAUCAUUAGCUCGUUACAAAACAUAAAUCUCUUUAGAAAAGAUAUUUUGACCUGAUCAUGUUGAUUUGUAAUUAUGAAAAAACGAAAAGACGAUGGUCUUUAUUAGGAAGUAGGUGUAUGAUAUAAAGAUUGGUGGAUAUCGAGUAGCAAAAUGUGUAAAAGUUUAUGCGAAGAAACACGUGGUAGUGGUAGGAUUCUGUGUAUUUGUCAUAAGUUGUUGAAUGAAAACGCGUAGGUAGUUUCUAGUUUCCUCUUAGUUGUCGGUUAAAUGGUUAA
Messenger RNA from Helianthus annuus (common sunflower), 3039 nucleotides. Its product is annotated as transcription factor GTE4. Gene Ontology annotation, molecular function: protein binding. Lineage: Eukaryota; Viridiplantae; Streptophyta; Magnoliopsida; Asterales; Asteraceae. The record is from RefSeq and is a predicted model, not a curated record. Bases 746 to 2656 code for a protein of 636 amino acids. The transcript has 5 exons.